Messenger RNA from Prunus armeniaca (apricot), 261 nucleotides. The record is from the annotation of a GenBank genome assembly. Lineage: Eukaryota; Viridiplantae; Streptophyta; Magnoliopsida; Rosales; Rosaceae.
AUGAAAAUAAACAGUAUCCCAGUCAAAAUCUCCACCCGAGAUAAGAAGAACGAAGUCAAAAGGAUGGAGCCAUCUCGAGAGGUGGAUAGACGUCGACGCACUUUGAAGGAGUUAGAGGAAAAAACGUACCCCUUCCUUGACUCCGAUGUCGCAGGUAUGCUCGAGGACUUACUUGAAAAGAAGGUGAUCGAAUUGCUAGAAUGUAAGCGGCCUAAGGAGAUGAAUCGAGUCAACGACCCUAAGUUCUGCAAAUACCACUGA